This is a messenger RNA of Arvicola amphibius (Eurasian water vole), 1527 nucleotides long. RefSeq names its product sphingosine kinase 1 (gene Sphk1). Gene Ontology annotation, biological process: cellular response to growth factor stimulus; sphingosine biosynthetic process; negative regulation of apoptotic process. The coding region runs from base 289 to 1443 and encodes 384 amino acids. Lineage: Eukaryota; Metazoa; Chordata; Mammalia; Rodentia; Cricetidae. The record is from RefSeq and is a predicted model, not a curated record. Gene Ontology annotation, cellular component: intracellular membrane-bounded organelle; membrane; cytoplasm. The transcript is spliced from 5 exons.
UCUGCGAGGUCUAGGAGCUCUGGCUGGGCCCCCUGCCCCACAUGCAGAGCCCAGGCAGCGAACCCCACCAACACUGUCUCCUCCUGUCCCUCAGAUCUGGCCGCCUCGGGGAAUGACGGGGCCGCUCUCACAGCCCAGGGAGGUGGAGAGGGCGAGCCCCACAGCCAGUCUCCAGACACCCUCCUGGGCAACACCGAUAAGGAGCUGAAUACAGGAGUCGCCGUCACCCCUAGCAGCGCCGGGACAACGCCGGUGGCCCCUUGUCAGCGGGAGCCCCGGGACCUGGCUAUGGAACCAGCAGGUUGCCCUAGGGGAUUGCUUCCGCGGCCCUGCAGAGUGCUUGUGCUGCUGAACCCCCGGAGUGGCAGGGGCAAGGCUCUGCCGCUCUUCCAGAAAUACGUGCAACCCCUCCUGGAGGAGGCUGAAGUAUCCUUCAAACUUAUGCUCACCGAACGGCAGAACCAUGCCAGGGAGCUGGUGUGUGCAGAGGAACUGGGCCACUGGGAUGCCCUGGUGGUCAUGUCCGGUGAUGGUCUGAUGCACGAGGUGGUGAAUGGGCUUAUGUCACGGCCUGACUGGGAGAUUGCCAUCCGGAAACCCCUGUGUAGCCUCCCCGGAGGGUCUGGCAACGCGCUGGCGGCUUCCUUGAACUACUAUGCUGGGUACGAGCAGGUAACUAGCGAAGCCCUCCUGACCAACUGCACGCUGCUCUUAUGCCGCCGACACCUGUCACCCAUGAAUCUGUUGUCACUACACACCGCUUCCGGACUGCAGCUCUAUUCUGUGCUCAGCCUGUCCUGGGGCUUCGUUGCUGACGUGGACCUGGAGAGUGAGAAGUACAGGCGCUUGGGGGAGAUCCGUUUCACAAUGGGGACCAUCUUUCGCCUAGCAACCCUGCGAAUCUACCAGGGCCAACUGGCCUACCUUCCUGUAGGAAACGCUGCCUCGGAGAUGCCUGCUUCUCCGGCACAGGCGCACAAGGGCCCUGUGGACACAUACCUUGUUCCCCUGGAGGAGCCGGUGCCUUCUCACUGGACCGUGGUGCCAGAACAGGAUUUCGUUCUGGUGCUGGUACUGUUACAUACCCACCUGAGCACCGAGAUGUUCGCGGCACCCAUGGGCCGUUGUGAGGCUGGAGUUAUGCAUCUGUUCUAUGUGCGUGCAGGCGUGUCAAGGGCCACUCUACUGCGCCUCUUCCUGGCCAUGCAGAAGGGCAAGCAUAUGGAGUAUAACUGCCCAUACUUGGUGCACGUGCCCGUGCUUGCCUUCCGCCUGGAGCCCAAGAACCAGAGGGGCGUGUUUUCCGUGGAUGGGGAGUUGAUGACAUGCGAAGCCGUGCAGGGCCAGGUGCACCCAAACUAUUUUUGGAUGGUUUGUGGCAGCAGAGAUGCCCCGUCCAGCUGGGAACCCCAGCAGAGGCCAUCUCCAGAAAAACCAUUAUGAUUCCCUGGCUCUCCGUGCCUUUGUCUAUGUCUACAGAGAUGGGACCCUCUCCUGCAUCCAUCCCCUCAUAUGGGAAGCUAUCUA